AUGGAUUUCCAAGCGGACCCCGAGUUGAUGAAGGAGAUGAUCAAGCUUUUGGGGCAAGAGCUGAAGUCAGUCAAGGCACAGCUUGCAGAGCCCGGAUGUGCUGAGAGGAUGGUCCACACGCCCAGAAGCAGCGCUACGAGCGCCACAAAUGAUUUAGCCGUGGAAGCGAUGAAGGCAGAAAAUGAGAAGCUCAAAGACGAAAUAGCAGCUCUUAGGGAAAGCCAGGUCCCUCGCGAGGUCAAAAUGGAAGACGCCACUAACCCAGAUCUUGAGCCAGACAUCGCGUCUACAAUAGCAGCUCUACAAGAUACGGUAGAAGAUCUUACAAUACAACUUGGGCAAGCUCUAAAUGCACAACAGACACAGGAGGAAGUGAAUCACGGUCUAGGAGUCCGGCUUGUUAAUGCCAAGACCAAGCAGCAAGAAUCAACAACAGCACUUGAAUCUUUGCAGCAGGAGCACACCACAUUGCUUCAGAAGUAUCGAAAUAUGAAGCAGGGUAACCGAAGCCUUAGAAAGGCGUCUACUUUUCUCCUUGAAAAGCUCGAAAACAUGGAACGCGAACGCGACGUUUUGGUACAGCGGAUUGCAUUUGAUCCUAUUGCUUGGGUUGGCGAGAGUAACCUCGACCCUAUUGACUACUCAUCAUUACCCACAUGCCCCGAAAUAAUUAGUCCGAACCCUAGCGCAGGCCACGACUCCUUCUGGCUAGACGAUCAUUGUGUUGUUAAACCGGCAGGUGUCCCUCGCCGCUUGUUAAUCUGCUUGCCUAGUCAUAUAUACAACCCCGGGCCCAAGGCUAAGAGACGAGGCUGGUCCCCGUACCCAACUGGAUGGCGGCUCGGUGAAGUCAAGAGUGUAUUCCAAAAGGUUUCCGAACAGGGCUGGCUACAUCUAGGCCGAUACCGUUGCGGCCAUAUCGUGCCUCUCGAACCUUUGACCGUUGAUUAUUUGAUAUCGGAGGCAGAUAUGUGCAGGAUUCAGAAACAAACACUUCCCGACCCAUAUUAUGUGUCCCUGUUCCACCAAGACAUGAUCGCGGACAUGUACUUUUCCCGAGUUCUUGGAAUAUCGUGCAUUGCAUUACAGCGCGUAGGCUAUGAACCGGUCUCAACUCAGCACGGCGAAUCUCAUCAAGACGAUGAUAUUGUUCCUGUUGCCCGUGGCGAGGAUGAAGUACCACCCUCUCAGCCAAACCUUGAAUCGGAUGAACUCGCGGACGACAUGCGCGUUUGGACGUCUUCCUAA
Messenger RNA from Pleurotus ostreatus (oyster mushroom), 1248 nucleotides. RefSeq lists its product as uncharacterized. The transcript has 9 exons. NCBI's taxonomy places the organism in Eukaryota, Fungi, Basidiomycota, Agaricomycetes, Agaricales, Pleurotaceae. The coding region runs from base 1 to 1248 and encodes 415 amino acids. The record is from RefSeq and is a predicted model, not a curated record.